Messenger RNA from Castor canadensis (American beaver), 1182 nucleotides. It is a transcript of the gene Tmem229a, whose product is annotated as transmembrane protein 229A. The record is from RefSeq and is a predicted model, not a curated record. Lineage: Eukaryota; Metazoa; Chordata; Mammalia; Rodentia; Castoridae.
CUUCCGAGCUCAUGGCUGGCAGCGACGUGGACAACGAAGGACGGGCGCGGAGGGUCGGCGCGGCGCGGCGUCCGGGGACUCUCGGCGGGUUGGGAAGCGAGGCGGCCGCCCGCUGCCCCAAGCCGCUGUCCACCGCUGAAGCGCUGGCCGAGGGCAGCGCGCUGCCCGCCUGGAUGCGCCUCUACUUCUAUGGGAUGCAUGGGAUCACCUUGGAUGUGCUGGUGUCCUCCGCGCGGCGCUUCACCCGCAAACCGGACCUCCAGAUGCUAGGCUUCUCCUCGCCCUAUCGCUGCCUCCUGCACUCGCUCACCCACUUCGCCCUGGAGAAGAUCUACCUGCAGCAGCCGCGCUGUCCCAGCGCCUUCAUCUUCAAUUUCCUCCUCUACCCCUCGGCCCACGUGGGGCUGCAGACCCUGGCGGGCCAGGCGCUGCUGCUCAGCCUGGGCGGUGGCACAGGGGUCGCGGUGGCGCCGGGGGUGCUGGACCUGGCGCUACAGUACUUGCUGUCACUUUACCACUGCCAAGUGUUCCUGAAGCGCUUUCUGCGCCUGCGGUACCGGGAACACAGGCGCCAGAAGCACCAGCAGCCGCCGCCGCAGCAGCCGCAGGAUGCGCUACCCGCCCCUACUGGCGUCCGGGCUCCUCCGGCGGCUAGCGGCAGACGACGAUGGCCCAGCGGCCUCAGGGGCACCAGAGGAGCUCCUAGUCAGGGCCUGCCGGACCUGCUCCGCUUUCUUUUCUUCGGAAUGCAUGGCUUUCUGGAUGAAAUCUUCUUUACUUUCUUCUUUAAUGUGCUGGGGCAGGGGGACGGGGCAAGCAGUGGCCACACAUCGCUCUGGUCCUUUUUUAUGUAUGGCAGCUGCAGUUUCGUGGUGGAAAAGCUCUACUUCCACUUACACUACAGCCGUGGUUGGGGCACCUGGAAGCGGGUGCCCAUCUACGUGAUUUUCAUCUAUGCGUGGGAGCUGGCCUGGGGUCUGGGACUUCGCAUGUGCGGGGCUUGUUCUUGGGACUAUUCUCACUAUCCGCUCAACUUCAUGGGCCUCAUCACCCUGAUGUAUCUACCUGGUUGGAUAUUUCUCAGUGUGUACCAGGACCUAAUUUCCAACGUGCUGUGGCAGGUGCACUACGUGCCAACUAACUAAGACCAAAAAAAAAGAGAAAGUCAUCGGAAUCGCACGU